UUUCAGGGUCACUGCUUUUAUCAUGGAUAUGCUGUGGAAAUUCCAAAAUCAGCUGUGUCACUUAGCACCUGCUUUGGUCUCAGGGGAUUACUACAGUUAGAUAAUGUCAGUUAUGGAAUAGAACCAUUGCCAUCUGCAGCUAUAUAUGAGCAUGUGAUAUAUCAAAUAUGGAACGAUAAAAUCAAUUUUUCCCUCUUAAAAGAAAAUUACCCUAUGACCCAACUUGAGGAUCAGCCCUACAGGAUUCUUGUGAAAUCAAAAGAAAAUUCAGAUGUUGUACUGUUGAAAAGAAACCUGAAAAUACAAGUAAUUAUGGAUAAAGCUUUGUAUGAUUAUAUGGGCUCUGAGGUGCCAUCUGCAGUGGAGAAAGUUGUCCACAUCUUUGGCCUUAUCAACACUAUAUUUUCCCAGUUUAAAAUGGCUAUUACAUUAUCUUAUUUGGAGCUGUGGUCAGAUAAAAAUAAGAUUUCAACUAAUGGAGAUCCUGAUGAUGUGCUACAAAGGUUUUUGGCAUGGAAACAAGCAUAUUUGGUUCAAAGGCCUAAUGAUAUGGCAUUCUUGUUGAUUUAUAGGGACCAUCCUAAUUAUAUGGGAGCAACAUAUCAGGGAAUGGCAUGCAGUGCACAGUUUGCUGCAGGAAUCGCUCUGUAUCCAAAGAGGAUAACUUUAGAGACAUUUUCAGCUGUUGUGACACAGUUGAUUGGAAUUAAUCUAGGAUUGACAUAUGAUGACAUCUACAAAUGUUAUUGUCCAGGAAAUAUGUGCAUAAUGAAUCCUGAAGCAAUACAUUCCAGUGGUGUGAAGUUUUUUAGCAGUUGCAGCCUGGAUGAAUUUAAACGUAUAGUUUCACAGCCUGAAUUUGAAUGUCUUCAGAAUAAAACAGUUUCCAAAGUUGCUUUCCAAGGACGACUCAGUAAACCAGCUUGUGGUAAUGGAAUUCUGGAAAUACCAGAGCAAUGUGAUUGUGGCAGUCCAGAGGAUUGUAAGUAUAAAAAGUGCUGCAAUCCUGUAGAUUGUACUCUCAUUGGAUUCGCAGAGUGUGGCACUGGGACAUGUUGUGAUGCAAAAACUUGUGUGAUAGCAGAACGCGGACAAAUAUGUAGGAAAAGCCGAGACCCAUGUGAUUUUACAGAGUAUUGUAAUGGAACAUCUGAAUUUUGCGUACCUGAUGUGGUAUCUGCUGAUUUAGAACCGUGCCUGAAUUUCACCGCUUUUUGCUAUGGUGGAAUAUGCCGAACUAUGGAAAGACAGUGUGUAGAGUUGUUUGGAAAAUUUGCUAAGAGUGCUGAUUAUCUGUGUACACAAGAAGUGAAUUUUCAAACAGAUGAUUUUGGAAACUGUAAAUCAAGGAGAUGUUCCUUUGCAGCCAUCCUUUGUGGAAAAGUAGUUUGUCAUUGGACAAAAUCAGAACUAGUACAAGUGCCUGGUUAUGACAUACAAUAUACUUAUAUGGGAGGACAUGUAUGUUUGUCUGCAUUUUUAAGAAAUGCCACAUUGAGAAAAUUACAUGACAACACCUUUGUGGAGGAUGGCACUAUAUGUGGUUCAAAUAAGUUUUGUAAGAGCCUAAAUUGUCUAAGUGUGCAUGGCUAUGAGAAGAGACCAAAUUGUAACUCAUUGACAAAAUGCAAUGGACAUGGGGUUUGUAAUCAGAACCUUAACUGUCAAUGUGAUAUUGGAUAUGCCCCUCCUCGUUGUGAGUCAUCGCCAUCAUCAAUUGGGGGAAGUAUAGAUGAUGGGUUUUGGGUGGCCCAAGAAGACGAAGUAAAUUAUCUAUCAGAUCAAAAUCAACCUUUGUUUGUAAGACAACGUGCUGCUCACCAACAAUAUAGCCUAUGGACCAGUUUCUACAUUUUCCUACCUUUUCUUAUAUUAACUUCAAUUAUUGCUCUAAAAUGGAAUAAAGUGAAACAAUUAUGGAACAGAACAGGAGCAGUAAGUGGAGGACCAACAUCAGAAAAAGACCAGACAGUAGAAUAA
Orycteropus afer afer is the source of this 1980-nucleotide messenger RNA. Its product is annotated as A disintegrin and metallopeptidase domain 3-like. The transcript is spliced from 18 exons. Gene Ontology annotation, cellular component: plasma membrane. Gene Ontology annotation, molecular function: metalloendopeptidase activity. The record is from RefSeq and is a predicted model, not a curated record. The annotation marks the transcript as partial. Lineage: Eukaryota; Metazoa; Chordata; Mammalia; Tubulidentata; Orycteropodidae. Gene Ontology annotation, biological process: binding of sperm to zona pellucida; proteolysis; cell adhesion.